This is a messenger RNA of Pseudogymnoascus destructans, 2821 nucleotides long. RefSeq lists its product as uncharacterized. Lineage: Eukaryota; Fungi; Ascomycota; Leotiomycetes; Thelebolales; Thelebolaceae. Gene Ontology annotation, molecular function: centromeric DNA binding. Gene Ontology annotation, cellular component: kinetochore. The record is from RefSeq and is a predicted model, not a curated record. The transcript has 2 exons. The coding region runs from base 359 to 2137 and encodes 592 amino acids. Gene Ontology annotation, biological process: kinetochore assembly; attachment of mitotic spindle microtubules to kinetochore; spindle attachment to meiosis I kinetochore.
CAUUCAACUGCACUGCCUUAAUACACUGCUUUAUCUUCUGUGGUGGGUUUCAAUUGAGUUCUUUUACACUGGAUGGUCUUUUUCUGUUUAUGAUGCCUGGUAUGUGAGGUUUGCACCCUGUUGAGACCAUUGUUGUUAACUGGCUAUGACUUUAUGAAAUGCGACAACACUCCCUGCCAAAUAGUUACAUUUCACGAUUACACUUUGGCAAUCCGUCGUGGGCCAGUACAAAAAACGGCGCAUAGAGGCUAUUAGCUAUAAAAGUUAAUAUACCAACAAAAGAAUCAACACAAGCUCGCGCUUCACAGCACCAUCGCCACCGGUAUUCAAUCAACGCGCAUCACGACGCGCCGACACCAUGCCUCUAAAACGGACGGCGGCGGCGCCGCGAUACAAACCCCGCGAGAACAUGUAUUUUGAGCCAGGUGUUCGUGGGAGGCAUGUUCAAUCUAUCGGCCUUCAAAAUAAAUGUACUGAUUUUUACAGGAAAACCGGAUUGACCGUCCCGGAUAGUGGCAUUCGCGACGAGUAUGGAAUCGAACCAAUGGACGAGUUGUUUUCGUCGCCCGCGAAACUACAACCCAUAUCUAGCUCGACCAGGAAGUCUGCGAUGAAGAAAAACGCAAACACGACCUUGACGAGCGAGGAGGAUAUGGAUGUUGGGCAAAGCACAAUUCCAGAGCCAAGCGCCGUACUUACCGAAAGGAAGAGAGUUAGCAUGCGCAUGCCGCCUCCGCGGUCAAAAUCUCCGGUGAAAACAUUCCUGAAGUCGCCGGCAAGGCGACACCCUUCCUUGGGCCCGGUAUCGUCACCAACACGCGGCUCAGCCGUAUCGCCAUCUCGAGUACGGGCUCAACCUCAGGUUGCGCGCCGGCUUGACUUCUCAACGGAUGAUUUGGAUGGAAAUGCGCCACAAAGGCUUCCCCAUGUUUUGCCGAAAAGGACUUCACAACGAAACCUAGUAUCGUCUAGCCCGGCCAAACGACCCAGCGGCGUCAGUUCUGCAACAAGGUCACUGAAGCCCGCUUUUCAGUCCCAAGAAGAGUCGGAAGAGGUGCAGGGGAGCCGCCUAUUUGACCUCAGUUCGUCGCGUGAUGUCGAAGACGAUUAUGAGCCCAUAUAUGACGACCAGGCCCUGGGCUCUCCAGAACCAGAGAGAGCUGCGACACCGCCAGAGCCUACACCUCCACCCCCCAAGAAGAGAGGACGCCCGCCGAAACACAACAAGCCUAAGCCAUCUAAGAAUGCGGGUGUUGACGAAGACCAAGACGAGCGGCCUGCAAAGAAGCAGCGUGGUCCUACAAAGCUAGCAACUCAAAAGGCGCACCCUAAACCAAAACCAGAGCAAGCAACUAGAUUACAAAAACAGCCAGCGGCCGAUUCUUCGCCAGCGCAAAUACAACGGGGCCCACCAAGACCUAGACAGAACGGGCUCUUUAUCCUUCGACGAGAAACACCUGAACUUGGGAAUUUUGCGACAACUCGAUCUGGCAGGGCUUCCAUCAAGCCAGUUGCUUACUGGAAGAAUGAGACGAUCGUGUAUGGCGAAGAUGAUACCGCAGACACCGAUGCAAGCUUCCUUCUCCCGACAAUUAAGGAGGUCAUCCGUCAUGAUGAUGUAGAAAAGGAGAAAUCGAAGAGGGGCAAAAAGAGGGGACCGAAGGCCCACAAGAGAGCAGAAGACGAAGAGGAGGAUGCCUCUGAACCGUGGGAAUCUGAACCGGGGCGCAUAUAUGGCGCUAUUAGGGCCUGGAACCCCGACGAUCCAACUGGCGCGGAGUCUGCUGAUAUCGAGGACGAAAUUGCUUUCUCUAACGCUGCUAUUAUAACCAGGGAAAUCUCUGGUUCUACUGUCAAGUUUGCCAAGAUCCUCACAUUGCCCUUCUUUGGAUGCGGCAUGGUUGAUUUGCCGCCUGGCGCUGUUAAGAAACCGAAGAACGCCAGAAAGAUGCAGAUGAUAUUCUUUGUACAUAAGGGGAAAGUAGUCGUCACAGUAGGCGAUAAUGACCCAUUUCGAAUUGGGACAGGAGGGAUGUGGCAGGUCCCGAGAGGGAAUUUAUAUAGUAUUGGAAAUGACUCAGACAAGACGGCACGCGUCUUCUUCGCCCAAGGGUGCGAGGUGGAAGAAGUGGAGUAGAGCAGCGAUGCAACGAAAUCAGGAGUCAAUGUUUGCGUCUUUCUAAUAUGUGGGUCUGUUACGGCUGGCUCAAAGCGAGGAGUUGUGGAUGGGAAUGGGAACGUGGCAUUAAUACCAAAUUUGGCCACACUUACUUAUGGCGGCAUAUUAACGUGGUCGGACACCGAGUCGACCGCGACACCGAGUCGAUCACUUUUCUAUACCCUUACCACCUCGAAAUAUAAUAUUCAUUAAAACUACUCACUAUAAAUUGGAAGCAUUUAUCGUUUGGGUUUAGCUCAAAUCCUGAGCUCAAUACUGAAAAAACCCUUCAAGCCUCAGUUACCCCUAUUCAGGUCCAAGACUCAAACUUGUUCCAGAUCAAAGAUUUUGACCAAACUAUGGACGAUAUAUCAUCUCUGAUAUGGGUUAAACCUUUCCAACCUGUCCUGGAGAUAGCAGCUACUUCGGAUUUGGAGAAAUCAUCUCAGGAGGUCAUUUUGCCUUUAGCAUACCAAGACUACCAACAUCUUUUUGACAAGGCAAAGGCAUCAAUUCUGCCAAAGCACCAGCCUUAUGACCAUGAGAUACCACUCGCAGAAGGCUCAAUGCCUCCCUACGGCCCUAUCUACUCUCUAUCUGAAUUAGAGCUGAAAACUCUCAGAGAAUACUGUAAUGGUGGGUGCACCAGAUGUGAGAAUCUAG